Beauveria bassiana ARSEF 2860 is the source of this 2346-nucleotide messenger RNA. Its product is annotated as ATPase protein. The coding region runs from base 1 to 2346 and encodes 781 amino acids. The transcript has 2 exons. Gene Ontology annotation, biological process: regulatory ncRNA-mediated heterochromatin formation. The record is from RefSeq and is a predicted model, not a curated record. NCBI's taxonomy places the organism in Eukaryota, Fungi, Ascomycota, Sordariomycetes, Hypocreales, Cordycipitaceae. Gene Ontology annotation, molecular function: helicase activity. Gene Ontology annotation, cellular component: nuclear RNA-directed RNA polymerase complex.
AUGCAAGGCGACGGCAAUCGGGCUGCCCGCCUCAAAAAAGCGUUCAGAGACUUUCUCAACGGAACUCGAUCGGUUGCCGCAACUCGCGAUGCUGAGUUAUUCCUCGAGGCUUUCAGAGCUCAGCAUUCAUCAUCAGUAUGCCUUGAACUCGUUUUAGGAAGCUCUUCAGGACUUGCUGCUGUCCAGAAGAGCGUGAGAGCUAGUUCAAGUCUCCCCUUCAUUUGCUCUCAAGUAUUGCCCUUUGUUCGAUUUCUGAGCCAGCCCGAAGCAAAAGCGAUUUGUGAGGGCAACCUGUUGUUCCAAGUUAUCGGUGCUAUUGUCGACCCUCCUACUGCCUGGAAUGCCAUCCUUGGGCAUUACGUCGCAGGUGGCUUUGGCGAAGAAGACGUCGAAACAUUUGCAUGGCUCUGUUCAGAGAUUGUCAUGCAGUCCACGGCAGAAUUUGCCUCAAUCGCUGCCGAAAUAGAAUCUACUAUGCAGAGUCAUUCAUUUACAAGCCAUGCCAGCUCCAAGGUCCGAGAAUUUGGUUAUCGGAUUCAGAAGAUGUUUCAGAUGAGAGCUUCUUCAGGCACCACCAGUACAGAAGACCUGGAAGGCCCCGGCGGAAGACACGAUAAUGAUUUUGCAGACUUUCGCAAAAUUUCAAUUUACCCAACCAGAGAUGAGCUCACCUCCACCAUGCAGCCAUUUUACCGUCGUGCCGACGAGGUGGCCAAAUCUGACCUAGCUGAGAGGGCAGGCAAGCAUCUCGAUAAUCAGUUUCGUCUUCUCCGCGAGGACAUGCUUGCCGAGCUACGAGAGGAUCUUCAGAAUGCCAUGGGCCAAAGAACACUGAGACGCCGCGUACAUGUGCUUGGAGGCCUUUUUCCUAUGAGCAUCGACACAGUAGAUGCACGCCGGGGCCGGCUCUGUAACCUUCGUGUCAGUGUCGGUUACGGACUCGAGCAGCUUGCCAACUUUACAGCCGGCCAACGCAAGCUCUUCCUCCAAGACAACCCCGGCCUUUUGCGUCACCAAUCUUUUGGGGCGAUCCGUUGUGAUGAUGCCAUAAUUGGGUUUGCCCUCGUAGUCCGCAACAACGAUGACCUUGUCCGAGACCCUCCUGUAUUCGGCUUGCAAUUCUCUUCGCCUGAUGCCAUGAUCAAGGUCAUCAAAAUGCUACCGAAAGCGCGAAGCUUAGAGUUCUUGGUCAUUGACACUCCUAUAUUUGCCUAUGAACCUGUUCUCUCACGACUUCAAAACCUUGUCGAGCUGCCGCUGGAAACGAAGUUGUUGCAGUGCUGUGAGGACGUCGUCGACGAGCACUAUGCGCCAGCUCAACUCUUCGAGAACCUGGUUCAAAAACUUCGUGCAUCGACCUCUGAAGCGAAGAAUAUUCGGCUGGGUGAUGAAGAAUUCUCUUUGGAUGAAGCACAAGCUGAUGCUCUGGCUUCAAUCAUAGAGAAACCAUUGGCGAUCAUUCAGGGUCCACCUGGCACGGGCAAGUCAUAUGUUGGCGCAAUAGCCGCGAAGCUCCUGCUCCAAGUUCCGCGCGCUCGGAUUCUUGUCCUCUCGUAUACCAACCACGCUCUCGACCAAUUUCUCGAAGACCUUUUGAAUAUAGGGAUUGAUCAAAACCAAAUGACUCGCCUUGGCUCCAAGUCUUCAGCUGCGACAGCUUGUCUGUCAUUCGAAAGCCAAUCUCUUGAGACCGGCUCCCGACUGACAAAUUCUCAGCACACCUUGUUCAGGCAACUUCGACAAGAAAUCAGCCAGCUUAGGACCUGCAUCGGAGAAGAGUUCAAUAGAAUUGACUUUGAUCCACCCUACAGAGAGCUUUUGGAUUACCUCGAAUUUUCCGACGAUGCUCAGCUACAGCUCUUCUGGAGGGCAUUCCAGAUACCAGAGGAAGAAGAUGGUUUCCAGAUGGCUGGGGCCAAUGGCUCCGUAAUGGAUUCGGACUAUCUUUUCGAUCGAUGGUGCAAGGGAAAAGAACCUGGAGCAAUGGCAAAUCAUAUAUCGCCAGAGUGUAUGCCUAUAUGGGCCCUUCCAAUGGACCAGAGGAUUUUCUGGAGGGAUCAGUGGGCGGCGGCUAUCCUGGAGGAGCAUCUCGAAGCAUUGGAUGGCCACAUGACACGCUCCGAUGAUAUACAGCGGCGAAUCGAGACCAUUUACAACGAGUCUAGACGCGCUUUGAUCCGGAGAAAAAGGAUCAUUGGAUGCACCACCACUGCUGCAGCCAAGUACUCGUCUCUCGUGGAGGCAGCCCAACCGGAUUUCAUUCUGGUUGAAGAGGCAGACGAGAUUCUGGAAGCCCACAUUCUUGCCGCAUUGAGCCCUUCAACCAAGGGUCUGAUCCUUAUCUGA